Molecule: messenger RNA, 949 nt
Organism: Pyrus x bretschneideri (Chinese white pear)
Lineage: Eukaryota; Viridiplantae; Streptophyta; Magnoliopsida; Rosales; Rosaceae
Product: ADP-ribosylation factor 1
Exons: 7
Coding region: 173-718 (181 amino acids)
Biological process (GO): vesicle-mediated transport; intracellular protein transport
Cellular component (GO): cytoplasm
Molecular function (GO): GTP binding; GTPase activity
Source: RefSeq, a predicted model, not a curated record
UUAUUUGGAACUUCAGUUAAACGACAGCGUUCUGAAUCUAACCGCGGUAGUUAAUAACUGACCAGGGUCCAGGAGAGAGAAAAGGCAAUACCAAUAAAAAUCGAGCCCUUCGUCCGUUGCCUCCUCUCAUUUUGCUCCUUCCUCGUUCCUCCAGGUGAAUUCGAUUGAAAAAAUGGGGCUUACGUUCACGAAGCUCUUCAGCCGGCUCUUUGCCAAGAAGGAGAUGCGAAUUCUGAUGGUGGGUCUCGAUGCAGCCGGUAAGACCACCAUCUUGUACAAACUCAAGCUCGGAGAAAUCGUCACCACCAUCCCCACCAUUGGAUUUAAUGUGGAGACCGUGGAAUACAAGAACAUCAGCUUCACUGUUUGGGAUGUCGGGGGUCAAGACAAAAUCCGUCCAUUGUGGAGGCACUACUUCCAGAACACACAAGGUCUUAUCUUUGUGGUUGAUAGCAAUGACAGGGAUCGAGUUGUUGAGGCAAGGGAUGAAUUGCACAGGAUGUUGAAUGAGGAUGAACUAAGGGAUGCUGUUCUGCUUGUAUUUGCCAACAAACAAGAUCUUCCUAAUGCAAUGAAUGCCGCCGAGAUAACUGAUAAGCUUGGUCUUCAUUCUCUCCGUCAACGUCACUGGUACAUCCAGAGCACAUGUGCAACCUCUGGAGAGGGUCUGUACGAGGGGUUGGACUGGCUUUCCAACAACAUUGCUAGCAAGGCAUGAGAGAAUUGAGGCCAAUGAGUUUGGUUUCUUGCCUUGGAGAUUCUGGGGGAGGAUAGUUUUCUUUAUUUCGAUGAAUGUUGUAAUACCAGAAUGUUUUGCCGAGACUUUCUCUGAAUUCGUGUGUAUUUGCUACUUUAGCUACACUGUUUAGCUGUAAACAAAGUUUCUAUGUUGUUACGAUUGUUUUGACACAUGAGCCAAGGUUAUAUUUUAUUGUGUUUGCUUCGUUAA